This is a messenger RNA of Aspergillus alliaceus, 828 nucleotides long. RefSeq names its product porin. The record is from RefSeq and is a predicted model, not a curated record. Gene Ontology annotation, biological process: monoatomic anion transmembrane transport. Gene Ontology annotation, cellular component: mitochondrial outer membrane. The coding region runs from base 1 to 828 and encodes 275 amino acids. The transcript has 5 exons. NCBI's taxonomy places the organism in Eukaryota, Fungi, Ascomycota, Eurotiomycetes, Eurotiales, Aspergillaceae. Gene Ontology annotation, molecular function: voltage-gated monoatomic anion channel activity.
AUGUCUGCACCUGCUGCUUUCUCUGACAUCGCCAAGGCGGCCAACGAUCUCCUUAACAAGGAUUUCUACCACACCAGCGCUGCCAGCCUUGAGGUUAAGUCCAAGGCUCCCAAUGGCGUCACCUUCAACGUGAAGGGCAAGAACGCCCACGAGGGUCCCAUUGCUGGCUCUGUAAGCCUCACCCUCACCCAGGCGUGGACCACUGCCAACGCCCUGGACACCAAGCUUGAGCUCGACAACAACAUCGCCAAGGGUCUCAAGGCUGAGAUCCUCACCCAGUACCAGCCUUCCAAGCAGUCCAAGGGUGCCAAGCUGAACCUUUACUUCAAGCAGCCUAACCUCCACGCCCGUGCCUUCUUCGAUCUCCUCAACGGCCCCUCCGCAAACUUCGAUGCUGUUCUUGGUCAUGAGGGCUUCCUCGUUGGUGCUGAGGGUGGCUACGACGUCCAGAAGGCUGCCAUCACCAAGUACUCCGCGGCCAUUGGCUACAGCGUUCCCCAGUACUCUGCUGCCAUCACCGCUGGAAACAACCUGACCGUCUUCUCCGCCAGCUACUACCACCGCGUCAACGCUCAGGUUGAGGCUGGUGCUAAGGCUACCUGGGACUCCAAGGCCGGCAACUCCGUUGGCCUUGAGGUUGCCAGCAAGUACAGACUUGACCCCUCUUCCUUCGCUAAGGCCAAAAUCAACGACCGUGGUAUUGCCGCUCUGGCCUACAACGUUCUGCUCCGCCCUGGUGUCACCCUUGGCCUCGGUGCUUCUUUCGAUACCCAGAACCUGAACCAGGCUGCCCACAAGGUUGGUGCCAGCUUCACCUUCGAGGCUUAA